AUGAUACUAGGCUACUUAGGCUGUGAGUGCCGCAAUACAGGCAUAUUAGAACCGCCAGAUGCCCAGUUUCGCUUUCAUCAACAAAAAAGCGACCAGCCAUCUUGGUACUCGUUGAAACUACAGCCGCUUGUCUCCCUUUGCCUGGUGUCUAAGCGUUUAUGCAACGCCAUUCAACCCAUUUUAUACCAUGAAUUUAUGCUUGGCUACGGUGAUUCGUGGAACUCCGAGCUUUAUACGUGGGAUGGCCGGCUUCUUUCGUUCUUGCGAACAGUCGCUCAGCGGCGAGACCUGGCUGGAUUCGUGAAGCGGAUUCAUAUAGCGCCGCAUCUCCUCCAAGCCUCUUACGAAGCCUUGGAGAACAAGCGAAAAGAACGGGAAGCUCGCGGCCCGACGCCAGAUGACAACGGUCUCCUGAUGCCCCCUGAAAUUGAGCUUGAUCGUGCCUUCCUCGAAGCCAGGAAUGGUCGGUUAACGCUAACGUUGAGGCGUUCCAUCCUGGAGGAUGAGGCUGUCGACACUCUCCGCGAGGUUGGGGCUGCAUUAAACAUCAAACGCCCCGGACGACUAUCAGCGAAACACUUGAUUAUUCUUUUGCUUGCAGCGCUACCAAACCUGGAAUAUUGCAGCCUUUUCUUUGGUCCAGAUUCACACAAAAUGGCUCUUCACUCUAAAACCCUCUCGGCUGCGGGAAUCUCACAACUGCCGGUGAGAACUAUAAAUCUUUCGGUGCUGCGCCAUGCUGAGAGACGUUUCGAUCUUUCCAGCAAUGCCCGAGAUCUCCUGAAAUUUUCCCCCUGUCUUGAGACGCUUAACCUCCAUAAGUGCUAUUGGACUCGCGAACGGGCUGCAUUCCCUUCUCUGCCCCGUCUGAAGCAUAUUCGAAUCACGUCUAGUCGUCUUAACGAGAAAGGCCUUGAAAAAAUACUUGACUCUUCCAACAGUUUACGAAGCUUUACGUACGAGGCAGGCCUCCACUUUGGCGAUUAUGGAGAAGAUAGGAGAUGGGACUGCAGUGAUCAUUUCGAGCUCCGCAAUGCUGCGAGAUAUCUCACCCGCUACAGCAAAACACUCGAAUCGCUGCAUAUCGAUCUCCGAUACCGGGGUGGGGAACCAGCCACCCCGAGCACAUUCAGCUUUCGAGAGCUUACUGCCCUGAAACACCUCUUCUUGAAUCUGGACGAAUUCCACAGCCGGUUCUUCGACCACCGUUGGACGGAUGAAUCUCAGCUCUUAGUCCAAAUUCUCCCCGCCAGCCUAACCUCCCUACACCUUGCCGGGCGUAUUGAUAAGGACCUCCCGCGGCUGGAACAGGGCCUGCUUGGUCUUGGUGAGGCCGCCCUCAAAGGACAGUUUCAGGACCUGAUGGAGGUGAGAUGGGACAGAAAAGCCAAACUGAAUGCUGAAGUUGCUGUGAGAUCUCUGUUUGCCGACGCCGGGCUUGACUUCGCAUACGACAGCUGGCCAGGAACCAGGCUGUCCUUCGGAGAGGGAUACACUAUACCACCAGCGAGUUUUUAUAAUCCAUCUUACGCACUGCCGAGCAGUGAGGAUGAGGACCUCUGA
Messenger RNA from Aspergillus puulaauensis, 1563 nucleotides. RefSeq lists its product as uncharacterized. NCBI's taxonomy places the organism in Eukaryota, Fungi, Ascomycota, Eurotiomycetes, Eurotiales, Aspergillaceae. The record is from RefSeq and is a predicted model, not a curated record. The transcript has a single exon. The coding region runs from base 1 to 1563 and encodes 520 amino acids.